AUGAGCUCUCAGGAUGAGCAGUUCCAAGCAGCAGCCCCUGACCCGGCGGCUUCCUCCGCCGAUGAUGGCAUGACCUGGUGGUACAGGUGGCUCUGCAGGAUUGCCGGGGUCAUCGGGGGCGUGUCCUGUGCCUUCGCUGGCCUCUGGAACUGCGUCACCAUCAACCCCCUGAACAUUGCGGCCGGCGUGUGGAUGAUGCUCAACGCCUUCGUCCUGUUCCUGUGCGAAGCCCCCUUCUGCUGCCAGUUUAUCGAGUUUGCGAACGCUGUCUCUGCGAGGGCGGACAAGCUGCGGCCCUGGCAGAAAGCUGCUUUCUACUGCGGGAUGGCUGUGUUCCCGGUCAUGCUCAGCCUGACGCUGACCACGCUCUUUGGAAAUGCCAUUGCAUUUGCCACCGGGGUGCUUUAUGGCCUGUCGGCGCUCGGCAAAAAGUAA
Pelecanus crispus (Dalmatian pelican) is the source of this 435-nucleotide messenger RNA. The record is from RefSeq and is a predicted model, not a curated record. NCBI's taxonomy places the organism in Eukaryota, Metazoa, Chordata, Aves, Pelecaniformes, Pelecanidae.